Messenger RNA from Durusdinium trenchii, 5274 nucleotides. Lineage: Eukaryota; Dinophyceae; Suessiales; Symbiodiniaceae. The record is from the annotation of a GenBank genome assembly.
AUGCAAGCAGCUUUCAAUGUGUGCGGUAGGGUCCAAGCCAUGCGAGGUGCCGAGGCCACUUGGGCAAGCAAGCUCUGCCAAAAUUUCACUUCGUUCAAAGCAGCUUUGCUUGCAAUGAUUACCGACGCUGCAGCUAUCAGCGACGACUACACCAGGGGAUGUGACCGUGAAGACACUGACGUUGCUGAUUUGAACUUACGCGCCAGCCAUUUCGUCCUCUCGGCGAGGUCUCUCUUCGUCGACCGGAAGGUGUUGACACUACCCACUUUCACGAAAGAAUUCUUGGAUAGAAAAAGUCCAGUGACCAUUAUUCAGGAUGGAUGUGCCUUGGAAAUCAAAGAAUGGGUGGCUCUUGUGGAGGAAGUGGUGGCGCAUGAGUUUCCGAGUUGGCACUUGGCGGCGGCAUUUCAAAUCUUUCAUUUGUCCGACUGCGUCAGUGGCCGUGACUGCAGCGCAGAUGUUCUACGGAACUUGGAGAGGCUGGCCAAAGUCUAUUCGGUGCCUUAUGAAGCACUGAAGCAAGAGUAUGCUCGCUUGCUACCCAUUGCUGCGGCUUUGAAGAAGCAAGCAGGUUUGAGCAACAGAGAAGCAUGGAGGGAAGCCCUUCAUCGCACAAGCAGUCGGAAAGGCGCCCAGGCCACGGCCUUGAUACAAGUCCUGGCAGCUUACCUAUGCUGGACCGCAGCCACGAGUGGAGUGGAGCAACAAUUCUCGAAGCUCAAGAGAAGUCCUGUCGAACUGAGCAACGCCUCCGUGGACACAGAUCGCCGCCUUGCCAUUGUUGUUGGCGAUUGUCAGGCCACGAGCCCCGCAGUGCAACCUGAAGUGAUUCGAGCUGAGGCUUUGGCCGAUGGCUGCUUGUUGUCGGAUGAGAUCACCCAAGAGGUUCAGGAAGAGGCCCUGCGACUGACCAAGGCAGUGAGGGCGGAAGAUUUGAAAGGAAACCCGGCCACGCAACGUUUGCAGACAUACCAAGACGCGUGCUUCCUUGCCUGUGAGAGUCGAGAAGCCCUCGUGUUAUAUGACGACCUGCAUGACAGACUCACAGCCAGCCCCACCCUCAUCCAGGAACUCGGCCUGGAGCAGGCCGAGGUUGAAAGAAUUUAUUGGGGGCUCAGGCGAAUCAGCGAUCGAUCAUGCGAUUACAUGAACAAACUGGCCUUGGAAAUCGGACAAGACCUUCCCCAGCCAGUGGCGCAAGCUGAGGGGUCGCAAGAAGAAGGAAAGAAGCCUGCGGGCCGUCCAGGAGCUGAGGAUGGGAACAAGGCGCCUGCAGCUGAGGCUGCGGCGUCGGAAGUCCGCCUCAGUCUUGAUGAAUGCUGGCAAGUAGCAGAGGAGGAGCUACGCUUGCAACUUGAGCGAGUUAACUUUUUGGCGUCCAACUGGCUCACCCGAUUGGGCAGGCACAAUGACAAGGCCUCCAGGAAACAGAGAGUGCUUCAAACUGCAUCAGACUGUUCGGGCCACGGCUCGGACCUGAUAGCAUACAGGCUUCUGGGGCUGCAAAACCAAGUGCAGCCCGUCAUGAUGUCAGAGGUCAGCCCACACAAGGUGUUGUUGCACCAAUCUGUCGCCCAAGAAUGUGGCUGGAAGUACAACGACCACCAAGUCAUUGACAUGUUUCUACGGAAAGAAGAAAGCAUGAAACCAGCAGACGUUUACGUCGCUGGCUAUCCGCGCCCGUCGUAUUCCAAGUUAGGAAAACGCCAAGGCGUCUCUGACCAGCGGGGUCUUUUGACCUUGAAAGGGUUGGAGUAUGUGGCAUUGCGCAGACCCAAGGUGGUGGUGUUGGAACAGGUCCAAGCCAUUCUCGAGAAGAAGCACUCGAAAAUUUGGAAUUACAUUCUCAAAAUUUUGAACAAGCUCGACUAUGCGUUCGAUCACAAAGUCCUGACUACCCAGGACUUCGCCAUACCCCAAUCGCGCCCCAGAGUCUACAUUCUCGCAGUGGCCAAAGAGAUUUGCGCUGGAACAGUGAAGUUGCCGGAGAAGCGGUCAGAGAAGGUCGACUUACACCACUUCAUCCAAAAGGACCAGGCCGGCUCCGAGGUGUUGCAACUGCCCAAGUACGAACGACUUUUAGGUUCCGCCAUGUGGAGCAAGGGAUAUAUCCUGGAUGUCGGAUCUUCGGAAAAAUUCCAAGCAGUGAUGACAAACUGCGCACCGUGCCUGACGAACACACGCUUGGGGCAAGGAGGAUAUUACAUCCCAAAACUUCGGCGCCGCUUGCUGCUUGAGGAAGCUGCUGCACUACAAGGAGUGCCAAAGAAAGUCGUCAAAGCCAUGCAAAGGGCGGCCGAGAAACACAAGCUUCCUGCGCGCACAGUGGAAGCAAGCCUUGGCGAUGCAAUGAGCAUCAAUGUCUUGGCAAGUGUGUUGAUGAAAGGAUUAACACACGCUCGCUUAAUUCAGUUCAGUGCACAGGACGACCAUUGGAGACUAGUUGCCAAUGGUCCGGACGCUGCAACGCUGAGUGACCGCCUGUUCGACCGAACAGCCCAGCCGGGACGAGGCCAGACUCGAGUAAGAGGAGUGAGACCUCCUCACUCCUCGUACUCAUGCCCGUUGCAGCGGGAAAGAGCGGAAGUUGUUGACAGACACGUUGCUUGCCACUGCCGUGCGAUGACCUCGGACAUCCGGAACAUUUCCGCAUGGCGCUUGAACAAGGCUGAACUGAAAGAGCUCGCCGAGAGGACUGAGAAAGGAGAAGACCAAGCAACCGUGAAAAGGGAACUUCAAACAAAGAAGGCCGUGUUGCGCGAAGAACGUAAGCAGGCGGCCUUGGCGAUUGCAGCCAAGCCUGGACCUACGGGUCCCAGCGCGAAGGCAAGUAAAAAAAAGACGCCAACAAUGGCAAGUGAGUCAGCCACGGCUGCUGCGAUCCGGCACACAGACCCAACGAACGCAGCGUACUACGCUCUGGUGGAAUCGGACCUUGACACCAUUUUGAAGGAGUGGCCAGGCAUUGACAAGGAAAUGCCACUCGCACUGUCCAAGUCCGAGUCAGAUGGAUCCAAGACUGGGGUUCAAGAACCCUUUGACCUGGCCAAAGCUCAGAAUGCCCUUGGGCUUCAUGGAGUGUAUCGCUGCAGCAUCAGUCUGUUCUGGGUUCAGAUCUUGGCUUCGCCCACCCCAGGCGUUCCAAUGAGCCGUCGGAGAGUUGAAGACAUGGCAGAGUUUUACUUCCCUGGCGGCAAACCAAGUUUCCUGACGGGCCGCAUGGUAGAGCUUCUGACCGACAAGGCGUCUUUGAGCGACAAGCCCCAGAGUUGCCAGAUGCUGUCGCCAGAAGAGAUUGUGCAUUCGCUGGUGGCUUCCUGUGCUGCCGCAGUUCGGCGCAAGGACGAGCUCUCGGAGGAUCAGUGGACUGAGUGGAAAGCACAGUGGCGGGCAGUGUUGCUGAGCGUGCCGGCUUCCUUUGUCGAGAUCAAGGACCCUCUGCAUGGCCACAAUGUGUGGGUGCAGGCCUUCAACCGGAGACAAUCGGUGAAGCAAGAGCAUGAGUCCAUGAGCAGGACGGCAAUGCAGAUUGCCGUGGAAAUAGACCAGUUCAAGACUAUGUGCGAGAGCUUGCCCACCUGUAAGACAAAAUUGCAGCCACCGCAACUGGUACAGGAGCUGCUUGGACUUGGCCUCCAGUCUGUGCAGGGAGGCAGAAAAGAGGACGACAGCGAUGGCAAAAUCACCGUCAACUUGGUGACACAAGCUCUGGCCGUCAAGAAAGGCAUUCUUUCCUCUUCGCGGGCAGUUGAGCUACUGCUGGAGCUGGAAGCGUCCUACGGGACACGUUCCCCCUUCCACGCUAUGAGUCGGCUUCACAUUCUGUCCACCAAGCCGAGCACAACUCAGAUGCGCGACUGGGUGUUAGAGAGCGUGCGGGAUGGGCUUGCCUACGAUCUCUUGCAGAUCGGAGAGAUUUCCAAGGGCAGUCUGAGCGGAGACAAGCAUCACACCGGGCUCGUCCUGGACCACUUCUUCGAUGUCCUUUUGCCGAAAAGCGGUAUGGCAGAGGCUGACAGGUUCUUGCUGAAGGAGAAGCUGUCGACCCACGAGAUUUACCGUCAACAUAGUGGCUCCGACGGAGAUUGCAGCUGGAUGGCACGACUUAAGAAAAGCGCCAUCGAAUGCUUUCACUUGUUGGAGGACUUGACCUACAACAGAAAGUAUGACCACACCCUGCGGCAAGGUGCGAAAUCUGGAGGGACUCCAGAGGCUGUGAUGGAGCACGAUCAGGUGAAAGAACAGGUGGAAAGGGUCCUGGCCAUGUUGAAGGACGAAGAGGCUGAACUGAAAGCAUUGGCUGAAUCGACAGCCGCAACUACAGACCCGGACCAUGCAGAGGACGAGCUUCAGGAGGUGCGAAAGCCGCCGAGCCAACACUCAGAAGGAUCUGACAAGUAUUGGAAGGCGGUCGGCAACCAAACUGUUCGAACUUACUGCACACUCCAUGUGCAACCCAAGACAUUGGAUGGCAUGAUCAGUUUGGUGAGCCAAAGUGGUUUGAAAGACUUCCAAGGAGAAGGAGGUGUCAGCUGCGUUCUGACCCACCUUGACAUGGACGGUAUGGGAGAAUCCCUUGGCCCAGGUCAGAGACCGCUUCUCCGAAAGCGCUUUAUGCCCAACCAGUCCUGUCUCAGAAAUUUGUUGCAUGGUUCCAUGAUUGCAAGAAAUGGACAGCGCAAAGAGGACGAGUGCAUGGUUCCGACAGAGGGCGAAUUGGUGUUCGUGCACUGCGGCUUUGAGCGCACCACCAAAGAGGCAGAAGCCUUGUUCCGACCGGCUGCAGCCAGAAAGGAUCAGGCCAUUGAAGCAGAAAUGAAAGAGCUUCUCCUGGUGUUUUCUGAUGCCAGCAUCAGGAACCGCAAACUUCGGGUUCGAGGGGCUUACUCAUCCAGGUCCACCGCCUGUCUCUUUUCAGGAGCCCCAGUGUCAACCAUGGUUCCGGAGAAGCCUUUUGGCGACUUCUCUGGGUACAACUUUGGAGAUGUCUUCGGGACCAUUGCCGCCCUGCAGCCGGAAGACCUUUGGAAAGAAAAGGAGGAGGUCCUCACCACUGACAGGUGCGUCUCGCUGACUGACGCCGCAGCGAGCAAAGGGCAAGGAAGCUUCGAGCGAAAGUGUGUUCAGCGCCGCUGUGCUGCCGUGCUCUUUCUACAGAAGCUUUCUUCGAGCCCACUCUGUGAAAGCUGUGUUGGACCUCUGCGCGUCUCAGGGAGAGUUGGCCAAGGCCUGUGUGUCCGAGCGCAUCAGCUACCUGGGGCUGACGCUUUCUGA